AUGGACUCGAUAACUUCUUCUCCCAACGCUUCAGGCCUCUCUCACGACAACCGCCCGGAUGGAUCGUGGAGGCCGCCGACUAGCAGAAGGGGGCCCAGUUCUGCACGAGAAAGCAAUGGUGGGAUUGACCACAGCCCCGUGGGUGUGAACGCACCUGCGACCGCCCUCCAACAAGACAUGAGCAUCCCCGCCGUCCUCGAGAUGUACGACAAGCAGUUCCUCCCCGGCCAGCACAAGUCGCUGUCGGGGAUCGCAACACGCUCAUUUAUCCUCGGCUGCACGUUGACGCUCUCUCUGAGCCUCGCCCUGCACCUCCUCCUCACGACUGACUCGCCCCUCUGGCGCGUGCCCUUCUUCAUCAGCAUCCUCUCGCUCUUCCACUUCCUCGAGUUCUGGACCACCGCCCGCUACAACACGCGCGCCGCCCAGAUCUCCUCUUUCCUGCUGUCGCAGAACGGCUCCGCCUAUAACAUCGCCCACACCACCGCCAUCAUCGAGUGCAGCCUGUCGCACUACUUCUUCCCGGACCGCCAGUGGCUCCCGCCCGUCUGGCACCGCGCCCUGCUGUUCCUCGGCCUGGGCCUCGUGGCCCUGGGCCAGGCCGUCCGCUCCGGCGCCAUGAUUGCCGCGGGGACCAAUUUUAAUCAUAUUAUCCAGCGUACCAAGGCGUCGUCGCAUCAGCUGGUCACCACGGGCAUCUACGGCUAUCUGCGGCAUCCGUCAUACUUCGGCUUCUUCUGGUGGGGUCUGGGCACCCAGCUAGUGCUUGGGAAUCCGGUUUGCUUCGUGGGGUUUGCCGUGGUGCUUUGGAGAUUUUUCUAUAAAAGGAUCCAGGGCGAAGAAAAGUUGCUGGUCGGGUUUUUUGGGGACGAUUACGUGGCAUAUAGGAAGAGAACUCAGGUUGGGAUCCCAUUUAUUCGAUAA
Molecule: messenger RNA, 924 nt
Organism: Amorphotheca resinae ATCC 22711
Lineage: Eukaryota; Fungi; Ascomycota; Leotiomycetes; Helotiales; Amorphothecaceae
Exons: 1
Coding region: 1-924 (307 amino acids)
Biological process (GO): C-terminal protein methylation
Cellular component (GO): endoplasmic reticulum; membrane
Molecular function (GO): protein C-terminal S-isoprenylcysteine carboxyl O-methyltransferase activity
Source: RefSeq, a predicted model, not a curated record